This is a messenger RNA of Paramuricea clavata, 1971 nucleotides long. NCBI's taxonomy places the organism in Eukaryota, Metazoa, Cnidaria, Anthozoa, Malacalcyonacea, Plexauridae. The record is from the annotation of a GenBank genome assembly.
AUGAAACCAAGUCGGGCACAAUACAGGCGAAAAUGGGUUGCUGCAGCUAGAACAUUACAAAAUACAAACCAUCAUGAUCCUAACAUGGACAAUCAUCCCACUGUUGACCAACAUCCCAAUGUUGACUUUGAUCAGCUGAUUGAACUUCCUUUAAACCCUGAAUUUCCUGACAAUAGUGACCCAGACAAUAGUGACCCAGAAAUAGAUGAAGAACAAUGUGAACCAAGUAGAAAACGUCUUUGUGGUGCUGCAAAUGGUUCCUUGCAUGAUGAGGGUGAUAUAAGUGUGGCAGGAAAUGAAUGUAGCUCUGAUAGCGAAGAUGAUUUAAAUGAUGAAUCUCUUCAUGCCGAGCUAGCUAGUUGGGCCAAUGAGUUUAAACACAAUGCAAUGGAUAGCUUGCUUGCGCUUCUUAAAAACAGUGGUCACCCAAAUCUACCCAAUUCAGCUCGUACACUGUUGGGUACAACAAGAUCUAUUUCUGUUCAAGUGAAGUCUGGAAUAGAUUAUGUUUAUCUGCCUCUAGCUGCUGAAUUGUUGAAACAUUUUAAGAGACAUCCUCCCAAUAUAGUUAACCAUAUUGAUUCACUUGAGAUUUCUUUGAAUGUUGAUGGGUUGCCCUUAUUUAAGAGUUGUAACAAAACUUUAUGGCCUGUUCUCUGUGCAAUUGUGAAUGUAAAACCAGUGGUAGUUUUUCCUGUUGUUCUAGCCUAUGGGAAAUCCAAACCAAAAGAUUUGGAAUUUUUGGAAGAUGUUAUCAGGGAUUUGGGUGAUAUCCUUGAGAAUGGUCUGCAAGAUGGUAAUAGAGUUCUUCCUGUAAGUUUGAGGUGUGUUGUGUGUGAUGCCCCUGCAAGAGCACUUGUCAAAGGUACCAAAUUAUGCUCCGGGUACUUUGGUUGCGACAAGUGUGCGCAAAAAGGCAUGUGGGUUGGUAGAGUAGUUUACCCUUUAAUUAGGGACAUUGACUUGCGAUCUGAUUAUUCCUUUCGCGAGCAGGUUAAUGAGGCACAUCAUUUAAGUGUGAGUCCUUUUUGUACUUUACCAAUCGAUAUGAUUAAAAAGUUUCCUAUCGACUAUAUGCACCAGCUGUGUUUGGGAGUGACAAGAAAGUUGAUUUUGAUUUGGAUUAGAGGUAGCCGGGAAGUCAAAUUGUCAGCUGGUCAGGUCGAGGAGAUCAGUAAUAGAUUAACUGGUCUGAAACCAUUUGUCCCAAGUUUCUUUGCACGUAAACCAAGAGGCAUGGCAGAAAUCGAUAGGUGGAAGGCAACUGAGUAUAGGCAAUUUCUUGUGUAUACUGGUCAGAUAGUUCUCAGUGGUAUACUAAGGCCUGAUCUAUAUGAUCACUUCUUAUGCCUUAGCGUUGCUAGUUCCAUACUGAUAUGCCCUAGGUUAGCUUUGCUUCAUAGGCCGUAUGCUAAGCAACUGAUGGAAUACUUUGUGGAGCAGGGGAAGGUUUUAUAUGGCAAUGAGUUUCAAGUGUAUAAUGUGCAUAGCAUGAUACAUUUGGCUGAUGAGGUCCAGGAGUAUGGAAGCUUGGAUGCAUGCAGUGCAUUUCCAUUCGAAAAUUAUAUGCAGAAAUUAAAAAGAUUGGUUCGGUCUGGAAAGAACCCUAUUGCGCAGAUAGCCAAACGACUAAGUGAGAGCUAUGGUGCCAUCCCGCAGUCCCGAGAAGCAGUGAUCAGUCUGAAGAAACCGGACAAUUGUUUUAUACUGAGUGAUUCAUCUUGUUGUGAGGUGCUUGAUAAAUCUAAUCAUCCCGAUGAUGGCGAAGAUAAAUAUUUGUGUCGUGUAUAUGAGAGGACUGAAGCUCUAUUUGAUCGACCAUGUGAUUCUCGCCUCAUUCGUGUGCACAAAGGGAAUCCACGGUGGACAACUAUGAAAGUUGUGUCAGCACAAUCCCUCAACAAAAAUGCAAUGAAGGUUGAUCUUGGGCCAAACAAGAUUGUUUUUAUGACUAUCCUACACAGUAACUAA